AUGUCGACCAGCAGCUAUCCCACCACUCCUCGUCAGAGCCACUACAAUGUGGUCCUCAUAGGGGGCGCUACCAGCGGGGCAUCAAUUGCCUGGCAUCUGAGCAACAACCCUGACUUCAAUGAGUCGGUUCUGGUCAUUGGACGGGACCCUUCGCUUGAGUACUCCGCAAUUAAGGCGAGCAACAAUUGCAUGCAACAGCAGUUCGCAGCCAAGGUCAAUAAAGAGAUUGCACAAUACGCGGCGGAGUUUGUCAAGCGCUUCGAUGCUAGCUUUGUUCCCGACCCCUGCGUGCCCGGAGUGGCGGUCAUGGCGGGCACCAAACUCUCGGUCGAGGCUCGACGACGCUACACGUACAUCUUCCCCGUGAACGAGCCCCUUCCGCAAGACUUGCCCUUGACUAUUGAUCCGUCCGGGGUUCAUUUCCGAUCGUACGCCGCGAAUGACUAUCUCGUGGGCUGUCCGCCCAUCGGGCCGGAUGUUGCGGUGGACGUGGACGACUUCAGCUUUGCGGAAGACGCGUGUGAAAAGAAGAUCCUACCAAUCAUCACUCUCCAGAUCCCUUAG
Molecule: messenger RNA, 564 nt
Organism: Aspergillus homomorphus CBS 101889
Lineage: Eukaryota; Fungi; Ascomycota; Eurotiomycetes; Eurotiales; Aspergillaceae
Exons: 1
Coding region: 1-564 (187 amino acids)
Source: RefSeq, a predicted model, not a curated record